AUGAAUCUCGGAGUGGUAAUUGUCCUAGCUGUUUGCGUUGGGAUACAAACAGUUUCCAGUGCAUUCACCUGCACCAAUAAAGUUGAUGGAAUGUAUUCGAAUGUUGAUGAUCCACAUACAUUUUGGUAUUGUUCGAAUGGUAAUUCAGCAUUACUAACAUGCCCACAUAAUCUAGUAUGGUCGCAAGAACAACUACAAUGCGAUUGGCAAAGUGAUACGACCAGUUCAAGCACCACCACACCUCUUACAACUACAAUCACUCCUGCGCCUUUAACUACAACCACUCCUUCUCCUUUAAUUACACCCGUUUCUGCUUGCCCAUCCAAUGGUCGACUACUACAAUUUGAUGACAUUUCAGCGACUUCAGCAUGGGCUCGGCUGCCAAAUGGUUAUGGUGGCUUUCAAUGGACAAAUAGUUGUUACACAAAUGGUCCCAAUGCAGAGACAGGUUCUGGGUUUCGCAGUGCUGUUACAAGUGGUAAAUAUGCGGCAUUUAAUGCGGAUGGUGCACGUAUGAUUAUGAUCAUUAACGCAGCAAAAAGUUUUAAUCUAUAUUCUUUUAUGGCAACAUCUGUGUGGAAUAAUGAUUUAACAUUACAAAUAAAAGGUAAACGUUCUGGUAUUACUAAGUAUACAGAACAUGUCAUAUUGCAAGUUGCUUCACCAGCGAAACGGAUUGUUCUCAAUUGGACUGAUGUAGAAAUUGUUGAGUUUAUUACUUUUGGUGGAACACCACAACCUGGACUCAAAGGUAGUGGGACACAUUUUGCAUUCGAUGAUAUGUGUAUCAGUUUUAACAAGUAG
Molecule: messenger RNA, 804 nt
Organism: Didymodactylos carnosus
Lineage: Eukaryota; Metazoa; Rotifera; Eurotatoria; Philodinida; Philodinidae
Source: the annotation of a GenBank genome assembly